This is a messenger RNA of Pezoporus occidentalis (night parrot), 1793 nucleotides long. It is a transcript of the gene FAM181B, whose product is annotated as family with sequence similarity 181 member B. The transcript has a single exon. The record is from RefSeq and is a predicted model, not a curated record. Bases 78 to 1151 code for a protein of 357 amino acids. Lineage: Eukaryota; Metazoa; Chordata; Aves; Psittaciformes; Psittacidae.
UCCUCCGCCGCCUUUUCCCCGCCGCCGCCGCCCGCUCGGCGCAGCCCAACGGAGCUCGGGGCGCCGGCGCCCCGGCCAUGGCCGUGCCCGCCGCGCUGCUCAGCCCCCAUCACCUCCUCUCCUUCUGCUUCCCCGCCGCCGGCGGCCUGCUGGGCUAUGCCGACCUGGAGAAGGGCUACGAGGGCGGCGGCGACGCCGCCGGGGACUUUAAAGAAGCCACCAGGGACCUGCUGAGCUUCAUCGACUCUGCCUCCAGCAACAUCAAGCUGGCGCUGGACAAGCCGGUGAAGUCCAAGCGGAAGGUGAACCACCGCAAGUACCUGCAGAAGCAGAUCAAGCGCUGCACCGGCAUCAUCGCCGCCGCCCCGCCGCCGCCUCCCGCUCCUCCAGCGCCCUCCGCCUCCUCCCCGCCCGCUUCAUGCCCCGCUAAGCCCCCGCCGCGCCGGGAGGGCUCGCAGGGAGCCAGCAGCCUCCAGAGCAAGAGCCUGGCCGCGCUCUUCGGGUCGCUGCAGCACGGCCCCGGGCCGGCGGGCGGCGGGGAGGCGGCGGGAGGCGGCGGCGGGGCUGCGGGGGGCGGCGGCGGGGCUGCGGGGGGCGGCCCGCGGAAGGUGCCGCUGCGGGACCGCAACCUGCCCCCUUCCUUCUUCACGGAGCCGGCGCUGCCCGCCGCCGCCCGAGGGCCAGCACCGGGCGCUAAGGAGCCGGAGAAGGGCGGCGGGGAUGCGGUUGAGUUCUUCGAGCUGCUCGGCCCCGAGUACAGCGCGCUGCUGCCCGAGCACGCCGCCCCGCAGGACGCCUUCCCCGGCGGCGCGGCCGCCCGCCUGCCCGCCGAGCUGGGCCUGGAGCACGGCCUCUACGACGCGGCGCUGCCGCUGCCCAGCGCCCAUCACCCGCUGCUGGGCGGGCUGCUCUACCCCGAGCCCUGGAGCCCGCCCGGGCCGUGCAGCCCCGGCAAGAAGGCGCCGUCUGAAGCGCUGCGCCCGCUGUACCCCGGCGGUGGGGAGCCGGCCCCCGGCGGCGGCAGCGAGGAGCCCGGCGGGCACCUUCCGGCGGGGUUCGCUUCCUUCUUCCCCGAGUGCCCGCUGCCCCCGCCGCAGGUGCCCUAUGAGUACAGCGCCGGCUUCCACCGCGCCGCCUUCCCCGGGCUGUAGGGCCGCGAUGGGGGACGGGGUGGGACGCGGGUCCCGACCCGGAACGACGGCUCCCGCAGGAUUCAUGCUGCGAGCCGCCUCCCCCUGCGGCUUGGGGCCGCUGCGAGUAAAAUGUGAGGUGAUGGGUUCCUUUCACAGCGGCCGGUGACCGCCUUCCGUCGGGGUUUGUCCGGCUGCAGGCAGACGCGGCUCGGUGUCUGCGGCGUUGCAACGGGGGCAAGCGGUGAGUCCUUGUCCGUGAUUUCCGUCUCCCAGCUCGGCCACCUCUUGCGGUGGCUUUAGCGUUUUCCCAGGCUCCCCAGUGCGGGUGGAGGACACAAAGGCGAGGAAGAGAGAUGUUCCAGUGAAGCAAUGCUGCUACCAAAACUUAAAGAGUCCUGAGGUCGAACAGUGUCUUGCAGGAUCUUGCAAACAGCAACUGACAGCGGUGCUGAAGCGAUGGUGUACGCUGGGGACAGAACCGCACCGUGCUGCGGGGAAGUGAUUCCUACAGACCACUGGAUUCCUUCCAGGAACGUGUCAGAGCUCGGAAGGCGCCGCGGCUCGGUCUCACCGUGUACAGGAGAUUAUUUGAUAAUCAUUUAAGUUAUGUAAAAGAGUCUAUGAUAGGUCCUAUAAAAAUAAAGCUACACAAUAGAUCUG